AUGGGAAAUAAUAGAAGCAGACUCUCAGAUAAUCCCCCUUCUAUCCAAGCUCCACAAGCAAGGCCAAAUACAUUUAUACCUGCUUACCACAAACCACUGAGUUCGGGAAUAUGGGAAAGCUCAGGCUCAGGAAAAACCCGAAGAUCUGCUCACAUUCAGUCAUCAAAUUACUCCAAUUGUGGACUCAUUGAAGAAGCACCGAAAGCAAGCAAUUUGUAUGUGAAUUGCCCUCAAUGUGCCUCUUUGGCCUAUGAUGGAGGCUUAUGCAAAAGGGUUAAAUGCGAAAGGUGUGGGAUUUAUUUCAGAAGAGAUGAUGAUGAAAAUAUAAGAGAAGAAUCGCCGCCUCCAAGCUCAAAUUUUGAAGAAGUUUUUCAGGAAUGCAAUAAUGUACCAGGGAGCGAAGAAAUUGGGGAAUUAGUCACGAUUACACUUGGGUUGUUUAGAGAAGGGGUGCCUGCAGAAUUUAUGAUCGGAGGCAAACCGAAUUUUCCUGUUAUAUUUGGGUAUUAUUUAGGGCCUUAUUUUCAGAAGAGAUUAAGGUGCCUUGGGAUUGGAGACUAUUUUUCAUAUGGAGAUGCGAAAUUCAAAGUGCUGGGAGCUUAUCCGAGCUUUGGGUUGGUAAAGAACCAAACAGUGAUAUUUUGUUUUGAUAUUUUGACUGAGCACCCAAUAAGCAGAGUGCAGAUACUGCCAAUUAGGCCUUCGAUUAUUAAUGAAGAAAUAUAUAAGUCAUCGCUCCGGCCCUUUUUCAAAAGAAGACCUCGCCACAUUCAUACAGGGCAAUAUCUAUAUCCUUUUCUAAUUAAAUAAUUUUUUUUUAAUUAUAUUAAACUAGGAGCCUAAUAAUAUUUACUUGUUCAUUAUAAAUAAUAUAUUUGAACUCAAUGAACUUCAUGGUUGUGCAAGGACAACCUAUUGACGGAAUUGUGAAUCCUAACACCCAAUUCUUUUUUCAAGGCGAACCCCUCGACAUUAUUCAUACUGUAAGCUUAACUCCUUUAAUUGAAGAUCUACCUUCUUCAUAUCAGCGACUCAGCCAAUCAGCUCUUAUCGAAGAAGUCUUGAACUCUUUCAUUAUGCCAUUUGUCCAAGGUGUAAGAAGAGUCGUAACUCAAGACCAAAUAAUAAACAUUAAUGGGGUAGGAUUUAUGGUCACAGACUGUUAUCCUCCUCGAGGAGUAAUCGACGACUUUACGCAAAUUGUGUAUGAUGGAUCUUUUGGAAGCAGAAUUCCUCCAAGUUUUGAACAAAUCCUUUCUUUAGGAAGCAGAGGGCUUACUGACCAACAAAUGCUGGCUCUUGCAAGACAAGUUGUUGAGCUUGAACAAGUGAUGCGUGCCAUGGGGCAACAACAAAUUCAAGGGGCAUCUCAAGAUGCCAUUGCGAUGCUGCCAACUCAUAAAAUAGCGGUGAUCCCAGAAGACCCAGAAGCUGCAAAGUGCAUGGUUUGCCUGAGUGAGUAUGGUAUUGGAGAAGAGGUUAAAACACUUCCAUGUUGUAAGAUUUAUGUAGUUCAUAUGUUCCACACAGCUUGCGUUAAUGAAUGACUUCAAAGAAGCACAUUGUGUCCAUUAUGCAAAACACCAAUAGACUCUUAA
Messenger RNA from Blepharisma stoltei, 1598 nucleotides. NCBI's taxonomy places the organism in Eukaryota, Ciliophora, Heterotrichea, Heterotrichida, Blepharismidae. The record is from the annotation of a GenBank genome assembly.